Phyllostomus discolor (pale spear-nosed bat) is the source of this 3422-nucleotide messenger RNA. RefSeq names its product REST corepressor 1 (gene RCOR1). The transcript has 12 exons. Lineage: Eukaryota; Metazoa; Chordata; Mammalia; Chiroptera; Phyllostomidae. The coding region runs from base 244 to 1713 and encodes 489 amino acids. Gene Ontology annotation, cellular component: transcription regulator complex; histone deacetylase complex. Gene Ontology annotation, molecular function: transcription corepressor activity. Gene Ontology annotation, biological process: regulation of transcription by RNA polymerase II; negative regulation of DNA-templated transcription. The record is from RefSeq and is a predicted model, not a curated record.
UCCCGGAGUAGUUGGUGCCAGUGAAGUGCGGCCGGCGAUGAGAGCGAAAGUUGCGCUCGGCUCGGCGCUGGGGGCUUAACGCGGCCCCGCGCUCCGCCCGCCUGGGCCGCCCCCGGCUCCAGCUCGCGCCCGCCGCGCGCGCCAGGCCCCCGCGCCGACCCGCAAACCCCUCCCCCUGUCCCGGCGCCCCCUCCUCAGGAGCCGGGGGUCCCCGUCACUUUCGCACGGCCCCGGCCCCCGCCGAUGCCGGCCAUGGUGGAGAAGGGCCCCGAGGUGUCAGGGAAGCGCAGAGGAAGGAACAACGCGGCCAGCGCGGCCGCCUCGUCCGCCGCCUCGGCCGCCGCCGCCUCGGCCGCCUCCGCCUCCGCCUCGGCCGCCUCGGCCGCCGCCUCGGCCACCGCCGCCUCCGCCGCCGCCUCCGCCGCCUCGGCCGCCGCCGCCGCCCCCAGCAAUGGGCAGAAUAAAAGUUUGGCGGCGGCGGCGCCCAAUGGCAACAGCAGCAGCAACUCCUGGGAGGAAGGCAGCUCGGGCUCGUCCAGCGACGAGGAGCACGGUGGCGGCGGCAUGCGGGUGGGACCCCAGUACCAGGCGGCGGUGCCCGACUUCGACCCCGCCAAAUUAGCAAGACGCAGUCAAGAACGGGACAAUCUUGGCAUGCUGGUCUGGUCACCUAAUCAGAAUCUAUCAGAAGCAAAACUGGACGAGUACAUCGCCAUCGCGAAGGAGAAGCACGGGUACAACAUGGAACAGGCUCUUGGGAUGCUCUUUUGGCAUAAACAUAAUAUUGAAAAAUCAUUGGCUGAUUUGCCCAACUUUACCCCCUUCCCAGAUGAGUGGACUGUGGAGGAUAAAGUGUUGUUUGAGCAGGCCUUUAGUUUUCAUGGGAAGACUUUCCAUAGAAUCCAACAAAUGCUCCCUGACAAGUCCAUAGCAAGCCUGGUGAAAUUCUACUACUCUUGGAAGAAGACGAGGACUAAGACCAGCGUGAUGGACCGCCACGCCCGCAGACAGAAGCGCGAGCGGGAGGAGAGCGAGGACGAACUAGAAGAAGCAAACGGGAGCAACCCCGUGGAGCUCGAGGCCGACCAGAGCAAGGAGAGCAGAAAGGAGGUGCCCCCUGCUGAGGCAGUUCCUCAGAUCAAGAAAGAAAAGCAUAGCACUCAAGCUAAAAACAGAGCAAAAAGGAAACCUCCAAAGGGAAUGUUUCUUUCUCAAGAAGAUGUGGAGGCUGUGUCUGCCAAUGCCACUGCUGCCACGACGGUGCUAAGACAGCUGGACAUGGAGUUGGUGUCAAUCAAGCGACAGAUUCAGAAUAUUAAGCAGACAAACAGUGCUCUCAAAGAAAAACUCGAUGGUGGAAUAGAACCGUUCCGACUUCCAGAGGUCACCCAGAAAAGUAACGCACGCUGGACCACAGAGGAGCAGCUCCUUGCAGUACAAGCCAUCAGGAAGUACGGCCGUGAUUUUCAGGCCAUCUCAGAUGUGAUCGGGAACAAGUCGGUGGUACAGGUGAAGAACUUCUUUGUAAAUUACCGACGUCGCUUCAACAUAGAUGAGGUUUUACAAGAGUGGGAGGCGGAGCACGGGAAGGAAGAGAGCAACGGGCCCGGCGGCCAGAAGCCCGUCAAGAGCCCGGACCACCCCAUCAAGGUCUCCGACGAGGACGACGAGGCUGCUUCCGUCCUUGACGUCAGAUACGCGUCUGCCUCCUGAGAAGCCCCGGUGGCUCCCGGCACUUGGUGUGGAUGACUGUGUUACCCGGGAUAUCAGGUAUUACAAGACAUCACCUAGCCAUCUGCAUCACAUCUCUGUGGACAAGCAGCUAUAACCAAAAAAGGCAUACACUUCCGGUCCUGUGCUACAUCUGCCUUAAAUCUUUGCUCGUUCCUCCGUGUCGGCGCUGCUCCCCGGAGAGCUCCGUGCGUCUCCCGUCUGCGUGCGUGCCAGGGCAGGGGUCGCUGGCCCGCGCACGCGCCUGAGUCCAGGGCCGCCCCCCGGACGGCACGCCAGAGCCUGCCAGUGGCAGCUCUUCCUGUCAGCAGCCCCAGAGCAGGCGGCCGGCCCGGAAGGCGCGACGCUGCUCCUGCAUGGCCUGCGGCUCCUCCUCUGUGCAUAACGUCGUUCCCAGAGUGACUGCGACCCUGCUGGCCUUCUAGAAGUUUCUCUUGUUCUUUCCUGAGGCAUCCACCUAAGCGAGAUCAUGCUUUUUUUGGAAAUCACAGUAUACUGGCAGACUGCAUCAUAACCUUCAUUGUGCCAAACACCCUGAUCCAACCCUCCCCUCCCUGACAGGAGGGUGAGACUGUGGUCCGUAAACCCGGUUUGCCGAGCCCCCCCCACCCUCCCCAGCCAGUAGGGAGCUGGUGCGCGGCAGCACGCGCUGGACACGCAGCUGGCAAACGGGACGUGGACCUCAGCGCUUCCUGCCUUCAGCUCUCGGCGCUGCAGCCCCUGGGUGGGCGCCCGCCCCCCGCCCCCCGCCCCCCGGUCCUGGCCCCCACCUCCACCACCCGACUCCAAGAGAUCUGGUCCGUACCACUGUACCUGGUGCUUGUACAUUUGGAAUUGGUGCCUUCUCCUUCUGGCAGCCACGUUCUCCGUCCUGUUUCUGUUCCAGUGUCUCACUUCUUCUUUGCCGUCCACUGCUUGCCAAAGACGCCGCCGCCAGGCAGGGGUGGGGGGCUCGCCGCAGACCCCGACCGUGCAGACGCUAGGCGUCAGGCUCGCUGGACACGGGGCAGCAGGCCAGCUGGCGGGGCUUUACAGAGUGCACGUUGUCCCCGUCCUCCGGCACGCCUGGCCUUCCACACGUCACUCCACACUCCCCUCGGUCCCGUGCGCCCCGGGGGACCGCAGCACCGCCCCCUCUGUCCUCGGCACAGUACAGGCCCGAGGAGUGCAAGCUCUGUGGGUUCUGGAGGGGGCAAGACGGGGAGGGGCAGUCUGCAGGGUGGCGUGUGCUGCCUUUUGGCCGGACGAGGGGCAGGUGAAGCGUCUUGUCCACACCCCGACACUUCCAGAGUCACUUCUCUCCCCUCGGCAGACCGUGGGCCUGCCGGGGGGGGGCAGGGGCGGACCGGCCACCAGGACCUGACAUCGCCGUUCCCUGCCCACAGUCGGCCCGGCCUGCACCAAACAGGCUGAAGGGGCUUUUUGUUUCGUUUUUGCAUCAUUUAAAUGUUUCUCCUGCUUUCGAUACCAAAAAGAAAAAAGAUGCAGAUGCUUUAAGGCGGCAUACACAGGAUUCUUAAGAACUUGAAAUAUGCAACUAAAAUUCCAUGUGUUUUGACUCUCAAGCACCUUGCCUUUUUUUUUUUUUUUUUUUAAGUCAGCUGACUUUCUCUUCAGAAAGAGGGUUGGCUGAAGUCACCGGUUUUUGGGAAUCGGAUGUGUGUGUUGGGAAUGUAGACCAAGGCCAUUCA